Lolium rigidum is the source of this 1112-nucleotide messenger RNA. Its product is annotated as U4/U6.U5 small nuclear ribonucleoprotein 27 kDa protein. Gene Ontology annotation, biological process: RNA splicing. The transcript has 2 exons. The record is from RefSeq and is a predicted model, not a curated record. Bases 1 to 606 code for a protein of 201 amino acids. NCBI's taxonomy places the organism in Eukaryota, Viridiplantae, Streptophyta, Magnoliopsida, Poales, Poaceae. Gene Ontology annotation, cellular component: precatalytic spliceosome.
AUGUCAGACCGCCGCCGAGACAGGGAAAAGCCUCGAGACCGCGGCCACGACCGGGACCGGGACCGCGAGCUCGACCUCCAUCGCGACCGGGAUCGGGACCGGGACCUCGAAGUCGACCGCCACCGCGACCGGGACCGCGAGGGCGACCGCCAUCGCGACCGGGACCGAGGCCGUGACAAGGACCGGGACCGCGACCGCGAGCGCGACCGGAGCCAUCGCAGCACCCGAAAGCGCUCCCGCACGCGCUCCCCCUCGGCCGACCGCUCCCGCCGUCGCCGGACCCGCUCCCCGGACGCCAGCCGCCACAAACGCCGCCGCGACGCGUCACCCGCCACCGACCAGAAGGAUGAAAAGAAGCCCGACCCUCCGGCCGCUCCCAAGGUCGCCGAGGAGGGGGCCAUGGCGGGCGACGGGGACAUGGACGCGGAGGAGAUCGAGAUGAUGAAGAUGAUGGGGAUCCCCGUCGGGUUCGACUCCACCAAGGGCAAGUACGUUCCUGGCGCCGACGUCAGCGGCGUGCGCGCCGUCACCAAGCGCCAGCCGCGGCAGUACAUGAAUCGCCGGGGUGGGUUCAACCGUCCCCUGCCGCCAGAGGUCAAUCGUUGAGGAGGGAAAACCCCAAGGAGUUGCAUUGUGGCUCAAUCUACAAGAAUGGUGUAGUUGUGGUGGUGAUGACUGGACGUAACUGUGGGGGCUAAAUAUAUGGUGAUGACUGGACGUAACUGCGGGGGCUAAAUAUGCUACUGCUUUUGAUGGGUGGCUCUAUUUCAAAUUCUAACGGACGCAAUUCGGCAUAGAUACUCAUAUCCAGGCAGGUCUUCUUGGGCUCAUGACUUUCCAUGACAAUGAAGUGCUCAUCGCCUCACUGUUGGAACUUGUAGUGAUGUGUUAUUUUCGUGUUAACAUUUAUAGUUGCAUCUUUUUUCUGCAAGUUCUUGUGAAAAUGGAGGUUUAAUUUGUGUGCCAGCUCAUCGUUUCAAAAGCCAUGUCUGUGUGUUUUAUUCAGCUACCUUCCUUUCCUAGUGCGAAUUUAUUCACAGCCCAUUUUUUGUACAAAUAUCCCCUCUUGAAGGUAAAUUGCAAUUCUGAGUCAUCUUAAUUCAGUAGUACAA